Messenger RNA from Exophiala spinifera, 735 nucleotides. RefSeq names its product iron donor protein CyaY. The record is from RefSeq and is a predicted model, not a curated record. Gene Ontology annotation, biological process: iron incorporation into metallo-sulfur cluster; intracellular iron ion homeostasis. Lineage: Eukaryota; Fungi; Ascomycota; Eurotiomycetes; Chaetothyriales; Herpotrichiellaceae. The transcript is spliced from 2 exons. The coding region runs from base 1 to 735 and encodes 244 amino acids. Gene Ontology annotation, cellular component: mitochondrion. Gene Ontology annotation, molecular function: 2 iron, 2 sulfur cluster binding; ferrous iron binding; ferric iron binding.
AUGAAAGCAACCUCUCUCUUCCGCACGGCUCGAGCAGCAGCAGCAACAAUCACGCGCUCCACGCCGACCCGUCCCUCAUCAAGUCUUCUUCCCAGUCUCCGCCGCAACGCUACUUCAGCCUCGACGCCUCUGGCGCUCAGACCCUCAGCUCUACUAAACCCUCGUCUCCUGCGUUCCUGCGACGGCCCUCGCACGUUUUCCACCUCCCGUGUCUCCUACAAAGGGAUCCUCCCUGAAAGCUCAGAGCCACAACCACCCAACACCGACUCGUCGCCCGGCAGCAGCCCCGCACAGAUUACGGACGCAGAGUACCACGAGAUAGCAGACCAGUACCUCGACACGCUCGUUCUGGCCCUCGAGGAGCUGAGCGAGUCCAGAACCGAUGGCCUAGAGGUUGAAUUCUCGGCUGGCGUACUCACGGUCACUCACCCGCAAGCCGGCACGUACGUGAUCAACAAACAGCCUCCGAACAAACAGAUCUGGCUGUCUUCUCCCGUGUCUGGACCGAAGCGGUACGACUGGGUGGUCUCGGGCGCAGGGCAACAUGAGAAGGAAGGCUCAGAGGUCGAUGCUGGCGACGACGGAGCCGGUGGAAGAUGGGUCUACUUGCGCGAUAACAGCCAACUGAGUGACUUGUUGAAGAAAGAGCUCGGUGUCGAGGUCACAAAGGAGGACGAAGCCGAUGCUAUCGGCGGACGAGAAGGUCCUGCCGGUCAGGGUUCAUCGAUUGCGUGA